Colletotrichum higginsianum IMI 349063 is the source of this 1374-nucleotide messenger RNA. RefSeq lists its product as uncharacterized. The record is from RefSeq and is a predicted model, not a curated record. Lineage: Eukaryota; Fungi; Ascomycota; Sordariomycetes; Glomerellales; Glomerellaceae. Bases 1 to 1374 code for a protein of 457 amino acids. The transcript is spliced from 5 exons. Gene Ontology annotation, cellular component: nucleus; cytoplasm.
AUGGAUACCCCUACCUGCCCCCCGCCGCGGGACGACCGCGAGAAGGAGAUUUUGGAGAAGCUGGUCGCGAUCCGCGAUAGACUGCAGCUGCUGAAGCAGGACCGCACCACCUACAUUCGCAGUCAGGAUGUUCUCCCACUGUACGACGAGACCAUCGAGCAGGUCCGUCAGCUCAACGAGUGCCGGUCGUCUGAUCGAAGGGAGGAGAACAGAGUGGACAGGGUGCUGGAAAGCUGUUUCCAGCUGCUGUCGCUCUUCUUCAUGACGAUCGGUCGAAACAACGAGGCUCCGGCCGCCUAUGCCUUGACGUCCACCAUUAGGAGACUGCUGGAUCACCUCACCGAGGUCGAUCUUUACUCGGCCAAAGACCUAGAGAGUCUGUCGCACACUCUAACGAAGCUGGCGCAUAAUGUCAAGUCCACCGAGAACGAAUACUCGCCAUACAUCAUUACUCUAUUGUCCAACAGGCUGGAGCUCUGUGAAAAGUCGCUGGCGAAUCUCAGAAAGCGCUUGGAACGUCUCGAGGAUCCGCUGCCCAAGACGUACGAGAAGCUGAUCUCUAUUCUGAGGUCCAUGUCUUUGGCAAACACACGGUCCAAGUUCUCGUCGUCAGAAGUACAAAAGCUUCAAGCUCAAUUGCGGGAGAUCGAUGAACAGAGCAAGGAGGGCAAAUUCGUUACGGCGGAUGGAAAGGCUCCCGCCGGGGGCGAAGAAAUGGCCGCACUGCUGGAGAAAUGUCUGCAAUGGUCCGAUGUUGUGCUUGAUAGAAAGGGAGUGAUCCCCGACUCUUUCCGACCGACAUACGACGUUUUAUUUCGCAUCCGCAACGAGCUUGAGAAGCUCUCUAUUACGCAAGCAUGGUCUCUGCGUGAGGCGGAUCUCUUUGACUUCCAGCGGCAGCUGGACAAGAUCGACGAGAGCAGAGUCAACGGCAACUGGCUGGACGAUGAAGGCAAGCCUGCUGAACUCUAUGUUCAGCGUACGCUCCUAUACCUUAUCAGAAGAAGCUACGCCUACAUCUACUCCCUCAUGAUAUCCUCGGAACCAGUGUCGGAGGCUUUGCUACCGAUCUACAACCAGCUGCAAACGCUGAAGCGAUGCCUGAUCGAGGUGAAGAACAGCGGUGGCGUUCAAUCCGUUAGAGAGUUGUACCCCUACAGCAUGAAGGUGCCUUAUUUUAGCCCGGAAACCGGUCAGGAGACGAGACUAACUGUGUCGCAGCUUCACUCGAUUGACAACAUGCGCCAGGACGGCAAAUUCAUGAUCAACAAUGAUAUUCCCGAGGGGCAGGGUAGUGUCAGUGAACUUCUGGCUGAGUGUUUCGAGCUCAACUACGAGCUCAGGGUCGCCGCUGAAGAGCAGGCUGAGGCUUAA